AUACCACGGGUUUAUACUGCGGCGUAAUAUUCUUGUGGCGUUUCUUCUAAGUCGGCAAACGAGCAACUUAUUCAUCUAUUGUAGAAAAGAAAAUCAAGCAUGUCUUACAGACAGCAAAGAGAGAAUGAAGGAGAGGAGGAUCGGGAGACAAUCCGGUUCAGAAAAAUUUUCAAGGAAGUUUCGGGUCCGGAUAUGGAGGUUGAUGCCUGGGAACUUCGGGACAUUCUAAAUUCAGCACUACGGCAAGAUCUACGUCGUGAACGUUUUAGCCUUGAAUCCUGCAAGAGUAUGGUGGCUCUCAGCGAUGAUGAUCGCACUGGUAAACUUAGCUUUGAUGAGUUCAGAGAGCUUUGGGACAAAAUAUGCGAAUUCAAGGACUUAUUCCAGAAGGCAGAUUCGGAUAAUUCUGGGAUGAUUAACACGAACGAGAUGAGAGUGGCUUUAGCAUCCCUUGGCUUCAAGCUAAAAAGUAACGUCAUCAAAGGAUUAGGUUUGACAUAUGGAGAUAAGGAUGGUAACCUCUCAUUGGCUAAUUUUAUCCACGUGGUCAUUAGAGUCAAAUAUAUUCACAAUGCCUUCGAAUCUAAGUGUCGCGGUGAUAAGGCUAGAUUCAGCCCAGAAGAAUUCCUCGUUGCGGAGAUCUACUCUUAAAUUCCCCCGAUGUCAGUGGAUUGUUAGACGUUGCUCGGUGAUUUCAUACUAAAAUAGACAUUACUGUAGAAUGGUAUAUAUAUCAUUGUAAAUAUUGGUAUUAAACAGGGCAAAUAGUUCCAUGAAAACUGACUUGCAUCUUUUCAUGAUAAAAUGCGUAUAUAUAUUUAUUAAGUAUAUUAAGUAUUUUCUUAACUGCUUAUAAAG
Lytechinus variegatus (green sea urchin) is the source of this 858-nucleotide messenger RNA. Its product is annotated as calpain small subunit 1-like. Gene Ontology annotation, molecular function: calcium ion binding. The record is from RefSeq and is a predicted model, not a curated record. The coding region runs from base 100 to 651 and encodes 183 amino acids. Lineage: Eukaryota; Metazoa; Echinodermata; Echinoidea; Temnopleuroida; Toxopneustidae. The transcript is spliced from 10 exons.